AUGCUCUCUCCUUUUCAAGAACCUGUUAAAUGGGAUCACACCCCUGAAAGCCUCAGCGAAGAGGCGGAUGCGGCCAUUGCGCGUUUCAAGCGUGCGCUGGAUAACGUCGCGUCGUUAAAACCAGAAGAAUGCAAUUUUGAAUCUGUCUUCGUUUUCAUCGAAUCUGAGCAAAGCACAUACAAUGCAAGCAUCGACGUGCUUACAUUUUAUCAAAACGCGUCUGGGUCCCAAGCGCUCCGAGAAGCGUCCAGCAAGGCAGAUUCGCGUUCUCGGGACUUUGAGGUUGAGCGCUCCAUGCGGAUGGAUGUGUUCAAUGCAAAGAUUGCUGCAGAGAAGAAUAUCAAGGCAGAAGAAGGGAAAUGGGAGGAAAUAGGCCUUGAGGGUAGAAGGCUUGUCGAAAAAAUGGUGUUGGAGGGAAAGAGGGCUGGCUUAGGCCUGCCGUCGGAAAAGCAGGAUGAGCUUAAAAUGCUGAAAAAAGAGUUGUCGCAAGCGACGUUGGAGUUUAUGAAAAACUUCAACGAAGAGAAUGGCAGUAUAUCCUUCACUAAAGAGGAGUUGAAAGGCGUCCCUGAGGGCACGUUAUCCGGGUAUAGUAAACGCACCGUCACCUCUGUCAAUGAAUCGGGCGAGGAGAUAGAGACGGAACAGUACAUUGUAUCGUUCAAGGGUCCCGACUAUUCACCAGUAAUGGGGUUCGCAGAGAACGCAGCUACGCGUAAACGGAUACAUGAAGCCGUUUCUUCGCGACUUGCUGUCAACGUUCCUAUCAUUUCUAAAAUCAUAAAUCUCCGCCGCAAGAUAGCCUUGUUACUUGGAUACAAAAACUGGGCUGAUUAUGUCACUGACGACCGGAUGAUCAAGUCGGGUAAAGCCGUCGAAGAGUUUCUCGACGGCCUGGCUACGAGCCUUCUCCCCUUCGGGCAAAAGGAGCGAGAUACACUUCUCGCCAUAAAACAAGCCGAUUAUGCAUCUAGAAAUCUCCCGCUAGACGAUGCAGAGAAAGACAAAUUUUACGUGUGGGACAAUGGAUACUACGGUCGUUUGCACACUGAGCAAACGUUGAAGAUCGACGCUCAGGCUGUGAAGGAACACUUCCCGGUAGAGAAGGUCGUGCCGGUUGUACUGGAGAUUUAUCAGGAUAUGUUCAGAGUCAAGUUUGUGCGGCUGGAAGGAGCGAGUGUGUGGCACCCAGACGUUCAAGCGUAUGCUGUUUGGGAGAAGGACGCUGCGGACGGUGAGACGGGAUUGAUUGGUUACACAUAUUUGGAUCUAUACCCCCGUCCUGGAAAGUUCUCGCAUAUAGCAGUCUGGCCUCUGGUUCCGGGACGUAUUCUCCCUUCCGGGCAGCGACAGUACCCCGUAAACGCGAUGCUCGCCAACCUUGCUAGUCCGAAUGCGAACACUGGAGCUGCAGCAUUGAUGCGGCACCAUGAUGUUGUGAUGUUCUUCCACGAAAUGGGACAUGUUUUCCAUGAUUUGAUGAGUAGGACGAAAUAUGGCAGGUUCCAUGGCACUACGUGUUGGGAACCAAAGAUUUUAAAGAAAAUAUCAAGCCAUUAUCAAACGGGAGAGCCUAUACCCGACGAAUUGGCAGAGAGUCUUGCAAAGAGCCGCCUCCAGGACCGCGGUCUGUUUUAUCUUCAACAAAUCUUUAAUUCAAAGUAUGAUUUGAAAGUGCAUUAUGAUUGUGAUCAACUCGGGUCCCCGGAGGCGUAUACCGCCUUGUGGAAUAAGAUCUAUGGGGAGACAUUGCCCUUAGAUUACGACCAGGAAUGUCCUGGUCACUGCGCAUUUUCGCAUCUCGCUAGCGGAUACGAUGUGGGAUAUUACGGCUAUCAAUACUCUCAAGUCUUUGCAGCAGAUAUGUAUGCUACUAUUUUCAAGAGUGAUCCAUUGGACCCCUCCCGUGCCAAACUGUAUCGAGAAAAGAUCCUUAUCCCAGGAUCUACUCGUGACGAGCUCGAUAUUCUCGAGGAAUUCUUGGGACGCCCCCCUAAUAAUGAUGCUUUCAAGAGGCAACUAUUCGGAUCGACUGGGUAA
This is a messenger RNA of Psilocybe cubensis, 2040 nucleotides long. RefSeq lists its product as uncharacterized. The record is from RefSeq and is a predicted model, not a curated record. Gene Ontology annotation, cellular component: mitochondrial intermembrane space. Gene Ontology annotation, biological process: peptide metabolic process; proteolysis. Lineage: Eukaryota; Fungi; Basidiomycota; Agaricomycetes; Agaricales; Agrocybaceae. The coding region runs from base 1 to 2040 and encodes 679 amino acids. Gene Ontology annotation, molecular function: metalloendopeptidase activity. The transcript has 17 exons.